UAUCCCUUCACUGCUGCAGUAUCUCUUUCCAGUCUCUCUUCUCACUUUUCCACCCAAACACUCCUUUUCUGUAGUGUCGUAAACAACUUUGCCCUUACUUCUUGUAUUUGUACAUUCAAAACUCCUCUUUUUGCCUUGCUUCAUCUCUUCUCUGGAUUGUUGCAAAUUCAGAGCCUCCUCAACAUGGGAGCUCCCCUGCAUUCUCAAUUACUACUAUUUAUCUGCAGCCUCAGUUUAGUUCUGCUUUCGUUCAAAAUCCAAUUAACUUAUGCCAUGUCAACAAUUACAGCAAUGGCCAAAGACCAAAUAGCCUGCACAAUGUGCUCCUCCUGUGACAACCCAUGUCAGCUAAUCUUCUCUCCACCACCACCAUCACCUCCGCUUCCAUGCCCGCCUCCACCGUCACCGCCGCUGCCACCACCUCUGCCCCCACCCUCAUCAGUCUAUAAUAGUCCACCGCCUCCUUCACCGUCCAGUUCUUGCCCGGGAAACUGCUCUCAGCCUUUAUCACCGCCUUAUAAUGGCGGAGGUGUCGGUGGCGGUGUCGGUGAUGGUGACUACUUCUAUCCUCCGACCAACCCUUCUAUAUAUCCAACUCCUCCACCUCCAAACCCCAUCGUACCGUACUUCCCUUUCUAUUAUUACAACCCUCCUCCACCUAGUACACUUAUCUCCGACUCCGCUCAAUUUCAAAACCAUCCUUUUAUCACUUGUCUCAUCCAUGCCAUGGCCAUUUUCUUGCUUCUUUGACCUUAAAACAAGAGCAAAACAUUAGAAUUAACUGUUUUUUUAACAGCUGUGUUUACUUUAUUCCUUCUAUAUAUCCAAUUUGAAUAUAUAUUUCAGGUUUAGGUAAUCUUCAGAAUGCCACAGAAUGAAGAAAGGCCAGGGGAUAGAGAGGAGGAACAAGAAAUGGUGGACAAACAAACCGGGCCACCAAAUUGCCAUGGAAAAAAGAGUGUUUAUUGGAGGACAUCCUAGUCUUCUUUUGCACACGUGGAAGUAGAAUAUUAUAGCUCUAAGUAUUCUUACCCAUGAGUCACAUUCUUACUACAUUUAAUUUACAUAUAGGACCAAAAAAGAAUUCUUGUUGCAUGCAUGCAUGUACUCAUCCUAUAUGAAAAUGUUUGAUUAUCUUAAUAUUCAUGUUUCAAAUUGUUCAAUGACAAAUAUAUCAUUUCCUUU
Nicotiana tabacum (common tobacco) is the source of this 1185-nucleotide messenger RNA. The record is from RefSeq and is a predicted model, not a curated record. NCBI's taxonomy places the organism in Eukaryota, Viridiplantae, Streptophyta, Magnoliopsida, Solanales, Solanaceae.